AUGUCGCGUAUAUAUGGGAUAUGGAUUCGCAAGUUCAUAUCACGGUGUAGUGCACCGAUAGAGGUGUUGGUGACGUAUCGGCGCGGGUUACCCGUGAUCGUAGUGCCGUUGCCGUCGCGUCGCGAGCGAUGCCGUUUCACACUGCGCCCGGUUUCGCAAACGGUCGGCGAUUUGUUGGAGCAGGUUAAAGCGGAAGACAGGGGCGUGGAGCGCGCUGUGGCGCUCGCACCCAACGAGCGGGUUAGAAUCGCGGCCAGCGACACCGUGGAGUCCCUGCUGGAGGAUGACUUCAGACUGAUCAUCAACGACACGGAGUACUACGUGAAGAGUCCGCCGCAGGAGCGCCUGAGCUCUGAGGAGAUCACACGGCUGAGCGACGUACGCAACCUGGUGAACCAGCUGUACGAAGCGCUCAACGUCCGCGAGCACCAGAUCCGCAAGGAGAGGGAGCUCAGGUCACAGCUGGAGAAACUUUCCGUGGAACUGCAGCCACUGGAAGAGAAACGGAUGACCCUCGAAGUGGAGACCACACGCCGUACCUCCGCGCUCACGUGGGUCGGCCUCGGUCUUAUGGGGGUCCAGUUCGGUGUCCUUGCGCGUCUCACCUGGUGGGAGUACUCCUGGGACAUAAUGGAGCCGGUCACGUACUUCGUCACGUACGGAACCGCUAUGGCCGCCUACGCGUACUUCGUGCUUACCAAGCAGGAGUACGUGCUGCCGGACGUUAAAGAUAGACAACACCUUUUGACGCUACACAAAAAAGCGAAAAAAGUGGGCCUAGAUAUUAAUCACUACAAUUAUUUGAAAGAUGAGAUCGACAAGGUCCAGAAGGACCUGGCCCGCCUCCGGGACCCUUUACACAUCCACCUGCCGGCCUCGUACGCGCCGAAGGCGGACGACAAACGCUCGCCCCUCACCAAGCUCAAGGACAUGCUCGAUGAGACCACCAAGAAGAUGAAGAUCACG
This is a messenger RNA of Iphiclides podalirius (scarce swallowtail), 966 nucleotides long. NCBI's taxonomy places the organism in Eukaryota, Metazoa, Arthropoda, Insecta, Lepidoptera, Papilionidae. The record is from the annotation of a GenBank genome assembly.